AUGUUGGGCAGUCCGAAAGCAACAUCGUCACCGUCGUCGGGAACCGGAAGGAGACGCACUCCAGCGCUACCAAACACAACGGACGGCAUGUUUCAUCCGUCUCUGGAAAUCGAUUUGGACAACGUCACCUACUCCGUGAACGACCCCACACUGCCGUGGCGCAUCCUGGAGUACUUCUCGAGCCUGCAGAUCGAGGUCUCCUACGUGGCGAACAUCGAAAAACGGAAGCUGUACUCGGAGUACCUGUUCAAGAAGAUGAACGUCUACCUCUACUCCGUCGGAGGUACCGGAACCACCGUCAAACUCAAGUCGCCGGGAGCGCUGUCCCCACAGUUCUUCGUGGACAUGGUGAAUCACCUGUCCACCUUCCUCGUCCUCAUGAUGACCGCCAUGCUCUUCUGGUACGUGGGAUACCUCGGGUACUGGUGCUUUAGGAGCCAAUCAGAACUGGCGAGGACGUCUUGGAGCGACGUCGUCGUCGAAUCUUCGCCCCGUCCACGGAGGUCGGCAAGGUUACGGGAGAUUGGACGGUUGGGCACAUAG
Molecule: messenger RNA, 543 nt
Organism: Ixodes scapularis (black-legged tick)
Lineage: Eukaryota; Metazoa; Arthropoda; Arachnida; Ixodida; Ixodidae
Exons: 1
Coding region: 1-543 (180 amino acids)
Source: RefSeq, a predicted model, not a curated record